Messenger RNA from Glycine soja, 2523 nucleotides. Its product is annotated as beta-glucosidase-like SFR2, chloroplastic. Gene Ontology annotation, molecular function: beta-glucosidase activity. Gene Ontology annotation, biological process: carbohydrate metabolic process. The transcript has 10 exons. Bases 237 to 2150 code for a protein of 637 amino acids. The record is from RefSeq and is a predicted model, not a curated record. Lineage: Eukaryota; Viridiplantae; Streptophyta; Magnoliopsida; Fabales; Fabaceae.
AAAAACAGUAACAUGGUAGCAGCCAGUAACGUUAUCCUUAUGUAAAAAAUAUAAGCUAGCCAGAGAAACUCCAUUAAAGUGCUAUGCGCCUCGUGAAUAGAACUCUCACACUCAGUUCAGAAAACGCCGGUGAAGUAAGCGUUCACGUGUUAAGUGAAGUGACUGUGACGUGCACUUUCACUGUUCUUCUGUUUGUUAUGUAUGGCUUUGAAAGCUAGGCAGCAACACGCAUUUCGAUGACGGUGGUCGGACUCUUCCUCACCGCCACGAAGCUCGCCGGAGCUCUUUUCACUCUCACCGUCGCCGCCAACGCCUUCUCCUACUCCCGCUUUCGCAAGAAGAACCUUCGCCGUUUCCGCUCCCCCAUCGACGAAUCCCAAGACACUCUCGCACACUUUAACAUCGCCGAAGGGGAAGAUGAGUUUUUCUUUGGUUUGGCGACAGCGCCAGCACAUGUUGAGGACAGGCUUGAUGAUGCUUGGAUCCAGUUUGCUGAGAAAAAGAGAGGUGGAGGUGGUGGUGACUCAGAGGGGAAGCAGAGAGUGGAUGCUGUGAUUGGUUCUGCUUCUGGUGAUGGUGGGUCCCAGCAGGCCAUAACAUCUCCACGGAGCAGGAAGCCUCUUAAGGUGGCGAUGGAGGCCAUGAUUAGGGGAAUUGAGAAGUACAUGGAAGUGGAAGUGCAAGAAGGAGAAGAAGAAGCCCGUCCUAAUGUAACUGCUUGGCAUAAUGUUCCACGCCCGGAGGAGAGGUUAAGGUUUUGGUCUGAUCCUGAAACAGAAAUAAAAUUGGCCAAGGAUACUGGUGUUACAGUUUUUCGCAUGGGAAUAGAUUGGACAAGAAUCAUGCCAAUGGAGCCAGUAAACAGCCUUAAUGAAUCUGUUAACUAUGCUGCAUUGGAACGGUAUAAGUGGAUUAUAAAUAGGGUUCGAUCAUAUGGAAUGAAAGUGAUGCUCACUCUUUUUCAUCACUCACUUCCACCCUGGGCUGGUGAGUAUGGAGGUUGGAAGCUGGAAAAGACAGUGGAUUAUUUCAUGGACUUUACCAGGCUUGUUGUAGACAGUGUCUCAGAUUUGGUAGACUAUUGGGUAACAUUUAAUGAGCCCCAUGUCUUCUGUAUGCUUACUUAUUGUGCUGGAGCUUGGCCUGGUGGUCAUCCUGAUAUGCUUGAGGCUGCUACUUCUGCACUUCCAACUGGUGUUUUCCAGCAGGCCAUGCAUUGGAUGUCUAUUGCACACUCAAAGGCAUAUGACUACAUCCAUGGGCUAAGUAACCCAUUAAAUUCAAUAGUCGGUGUAGCACAUCAUGUGUCAUUCAUGCGACCCUAUGGUUUGUUUGAUAUUGCUGCUGUUUCACUGGCUAAUUCGUUGACUCUCUUCCCAUACAUUGAUGACAUAUCUGAGAAGCUGGACUAUAUAGGCAUAAACUACUAUGGGCAGGAAGUGGUUUCGGGUGCAGGCCUGAAGCUGGUGGAAAAUGAUGAGUAUAGCGAAUCAGGUCGUGGGGUAUACCCUGAUGGCUUAUACCGUAUGUUGCUUCAGUACCAUGAAAGAUACAAACAUCUAAAUAUUCCUUUCAUCAUUACUGAAAAUGGGGUUUCAGAUGAGACAGAUUUGAUCCGCCGGCCAUAUCUCUUGGAGCAUUUGCUUGCUAUUUAUGCUGCCAUGAUCAUGGGUGUGCGUGUACUUGGUUACCUGUUCUGGACUAUUUCUGAUAACUGGGAGUGGGCCGAUGGGUAUGGUCCCAAGUUUGGACUUGUCGCAGUUGACCGGGCAAAUAAUCUUGCACGGAUCCCUCGCCCCUCUUACCAUCUAUUUUCUAAAAUUGUGAAUACAGGCAAAGUUACACGUGAAGAUCGUGAAAGAGCAUGGGAUGAACUUCAAAGAUCUGCGAAAGAGAAGAAAACAAGGCCAUUUUAUCGGGCUGUGGAUAAACACUGUUUAAUGUAUGCAGGCGGACUUGAUGAACCUGAACAGCGACCUUAUAUAGAUCGAGAUUGGCGGUUUGGUCAUUAUCAGAUGGACGGACUCCAGGAUCACUUGAGCCGCUUCUCAAGAUCCAUUUUUCGACCAUUCUCCCUCUUCUCCCUAAAAAGAAAACCAAAAUCUCAAAAGAAGAAUGCCAAAUUAAUUCUUCAGCCUCUUGAAACAUAGCAAUUGAUUUCUCUUGUCCCAGAUUCUAUAUUUUUGAGUGAUGAGCACUUUCAAUUUCAAUAUUCAACCCCAGGCACACCUGUCUAACUUUCAUUAUAUCUGUAAUAUUGUACUGGGGGUAUUAUUAUGCAUUCUUGUUGUAAAGCUUAUUUGUCUCAUUUUUACCUAGAAGUCAACAUAUUAACAUAAUCACUGGAUGGUAAUAUGAGAUGCCAGUCCCUGUUAGCGGAAUGUCAUGUAUUGUACCCUGGACAUACACAAAAAUGCAAAUCGCUGACCACUUAAUGUAAACAAGAGCCUCCCUUUUUUCUUUUCUUUCUCCCAAGGAACUAUGAACUCCUCUUUUCAAUGGAGUGAGAUAUUUCACGUUUAA